Molecule: messenger RNA, 6279 nt
Organism: Paramisgurnus dabryanus
Lineage: Eukaryota; Metazoa; Chordata; Actinopteri; Cypriniformes; Cobitidae
Gene: eea1
Product: early endosome antigen 1
Biological process (GO): endocytosis
Cellular component (GO): early endosome
Molecular function (GO): metal ion binding; 1-phosphatidylinositol binding
Source: RefSeq, a predicted model, not a curated record
UCUUGCAUAGAAUCGAUAGUGUGUGUCUGCAGGUGUCAACAGAAAAUAUUAAAACGUAAACAAUAAUCAGGACCCAACGAAUAAGAGUCGAUUCCUCACAGUUUUAGGCAGAGAAAGGACUACACAAUGUUAAGGCGAAUAUUACAGAUGACUCCUGGAAAAGGAGGUUCCCAAAGCUCAGAGUCCGAGCAGCAGCCUUCUGCCGACAUGAAUAACGAGUCUUCAGAGGGUUUCAUUUGUCCUCAGUGUAUGAAGUCUCACAACUCUGCAGAGGAGCUCUUUAAACAUUAUGAGGUUUUCCAUGAUACUGGAGAUCAACCUUCUCACUUAAGUGCUGGCAGGGAGGAUCUAGGCCUUCUUCGACAGGAAGUCCAAGAUUUACAAGCAUCAUUGAAGGAAGAACGCUGGUUUUCUGAGGAGUUAAAAAAAGAAUUAGACAAAGUGCAAGGACAACUAGCGACUAAUAAAGGCUCACAGAGUGAUGGUACAAGUGUAGAAGACUCAGAGCUUGAAAUGAGGCUCAACGAGUCAGAAACUGAGAAGUUUAACUUAAAACAAUUGAAAGACAUGUUUGAACAGAAAGCUGCCCAGCUCGCCACUGAGAUAGUCGACAUCAAAUCUCGUUACGAUGAGGAGAAGAGCAUGAGAGAAGCACUGGAGCAGAGGCUGACCAGUCUGAACCAAGAUCUGCAGAGAGAAAGACAGGAGAAGGAAAAAUUGUCGGCAGAGCUGCUACAAAGGCCUGGAGUGGAGGACGUGGAGGUGUUGAAGAAAGAGCUGGUGCAGGUGCAGACGCUCAUGGACAAGAUGACACAGGAGAGGGAGGAGGAGUCUGAGCGCCUUAAGAGCCAAUACGAACAGCUGCAGGCCAACUUCACUACCUCAGAGACAACGAUAGCACAGCUGAAGGCAGAACUUGAGAAAGGACCUCAAGAGGCAGCAGUCUACACUCAACAGAUCCACCAAUUACAAAGCAACCUGAAUAACUUACAGCAACAGACUCAGCAAUUGUCAGAGAAGUUAUCUCGUAAAGAGAAGGAGAAUCAGGAGCUUGAUGAGCGUCUGGGUCAGGAGCAAUCCUCUAAGAAGAGUCUUCAGGCCAGCUUGCAUCAGAAGGACCUGGAGCUCCAGGAGAGCCAAGCCCGGGCUUCAGCAGGCGAUGCGGCCCUAACCCGGGCCCAGGCCGAACUGAAUGAACGCGGCGAGGAGGCUGCUCGACUCAGAAGCGAGCUCAGCGAGCUGGAGAAGAACCACCAGGUGGUAAAGGCAGAGAAGAAACAACUCCAGCAGCAAAGGGAGGAUAAGGAGAACCAAGGCCUGCAGCAGCAGAGUGAGAUCAGCCAGCUUCAUGCCAAGCUGUUGGAUGCAGAGCGUCAGCUGGGGGAGCUACAGGGCCGGCUGAAGGAACAGAGGCAGCUGUCAGGAGAGAAACUGAAAGAUCGAGAACAGCAGGUGGCAGACCUGCAGCUUAAACUGUCCCUGCUGGAAGAACAGUUAAAGGAGGGCUUUGCCAAGUCUACGGACCUACAGCAUCAACUGGACAAAUCCAAACAGCAGCACCAAGAACUUCAAACGCUUCAGCAGAGCACCAAUGGCAAACUUAGAGAAGCACAGAACGAUCUGGAGCAGGUGUUACGUCAGAUCGGGGACAAGGACCAGAAGAUCCAGAAUCUUGAGGCUUUGCUGCAAAAGAGCAAGGACAGCGUGAGCCAGCUGGAGGCUGAGAGAGAGGAUCUAUGUGCCAAGAUCCAGGCAGGAGAAGGAGAGGCAGCUGUGCUUAACCAACUAAAGGAGAAAAAUCACUCGCUACAAGAACAGAUCACACAGUUGACUGACAAGCUCAAGAACCAAUCGGAGAGCCACAAACAGGCUCAGGAUAACCUUCAUGAGCAGGUGCAAGAGCAAAAGACCCACCUGCGUGCGGCACAAGACCGCUGCCAGGGUCUAGAGACCAACAUCUCUGAACUCAACACUCAGCUCAUAGAGAGCAAAGAGAAGAUAGCCCAGCUGGACACACAGUUGAAAGCCAAGACAGAGAUGCUGCUGGCUGCAGAAGCAGCAAAAAGUGCCCAACGUGCUGACUUGCAAAACCACCUGGAGACAGCCCAGAAUGCAUUGCAGGACAAGCAACUAGAGUUGAGUAAAAUCCAGGCUCACCUGGAGGAGCAGGGUCGCAGGCUGCAGGAGAAACAGGAGCAGUGUUCUCAACUGGAGGCGAGUGUGAAGGACAGCAGAGACAAACUGCUGACUGCAGAACAGAGGAUGGAGACACUGGAGACCCAGACCAAGAAAGCAGACGUUGAGUUAACGGAGCUUCGCUCUGGAAGGGAACAGUCUCAGAACGAGCAGCAGAAGCUGAAGAAACAAGUCAGUGAGCUGGAGUUGAAGAUGAAGGAGCUGCACCAUCUGUUAGAGUCGGAGAAGCAAGGAGCUGCCACCCAACAAGAGGAGUUGAAGAAGAAAACCUCAGCUCUCUCUGAAACAAGACAACAGCUGGAGAAGGCAGAGGAGAAGAGUGGAAGCUUGCAGGCCAGCUUGGAUAAGCUUUCUCAGGAGGGUCAGACACGACAGGCAGAACUGGAUAAAAAAAUCCAGAGUCUGGGUACAGAGCUUAAGAAGACCCAGGAGGAAAAAGAUGCUCUGACUAAAGAGAUGGCAACGGUGAAAGAGGCUCUGAGCACAUCUUCUAAAGCUCUGAAAGAAAGCCGGAGUCAACUGGAGAAAGAGAAGAAGUACAGCAAAGCCAUUCUGGAGGAGAAGGAGAAGUAUUAUCAGAAAACACAGCAAGAGCUUCAAAAAAAUGCUGAGACUACUUCGAAAGAGCUCGGUGAUGUCAAAGGUCAGCUAGAGAAAUCAAAGGAGGCAGAGAAGAGCUUGCAGUCUCAGGUGACCACACUGAGCGCCCAGCUGAAGCAGUCUCAAGACGCACUGAAAGAGAAGGAGAAGAGUACACAGCAGCUACAGGCACAGCUCAAGACCUCCCAGGGGUCCUUCAGCCAGGAAGUGAAGAAACUUGAGGCACAAGUGUCCGAGAUGCAGGCCACCCUCACUAAAAAGGCCGAGGAGGAGGCCAAGAUUAAAGAGCAAGUGACGACAUUGUCUAAAGAUCUUAAUUCGGAAAAGAAUCGCUGCGCAGAGCUGCAGACAACUAGCGACAGCGUCACAAAGAGUCUCACCGCGCUUCAGUCGGAUUACUACGGCAAAGAGUCGGAGCUCUCUGCUGUACACCAGGACCUGAAGGUGUGUGAGGAGAAGCUGGUUCUUGCUCAAGAGGAGCUGGUGACCAACAGGAACCAGUUAGGUUCUCUUGAAACCCAGAUCCAGGAAUUAAAGACAGGUCAUGCGGCACUGGAGAAAGACCUCGGCAAGAAAGAUGAAAAAAUCAAAAAGCAGAUGGAGGCUCUCCAAAAGCUCCAGAAACAACAGGAGGUUACUGGGGAGCAGCUGAAGAAGGAAAAGGUUCAGUGCGAGGAGCUAAGAGAGCGUCAAAACGUUCUGGAAAAGGACAAGAACAAACUGAGUGCUGAUCUCAAAUCGUUGGGAGAGAAAAAUGAGAAGGAGCUGAAGGAGCUUCAGGCAGCAAAGCAGCUGUUGAUGCAGCAGAAGGUGGAGCUUCAGGGGAAGGUGGAGGCGGCUCAGGCAUCUCUGGAGCAGGAGCAGAGAGAUCACCAGAAGACCAGAGACUCCAUCAAACACAUGCAUCAGCAGCUUAAAGCUGAGAGCGACAAACUACAGAAGCAACUGGCAUCAGAAGCGAAGGCUAAAGAGGAGAUGGAGAAGCAAAGGGAGGAGGCGGAGCUGAAGCUGUCCAUGCAGGUUACGGCAUUGAACGAGAACGUAGCCACGCUGAAACGAGAGUGGCAGGGGAGCCAACGUCGGGUCGGCGAGCUGGAGAAACAGACGGAUGAACUGAGGGGCGAGAUCGCCGUGCUCGAGGCCACCGUCCAGAACAACCAGGAUGAGAGACGUGCACUGCUGGAGAGAUGUGUCAAGGGGGAGGGGGAGAUCGAGAAGCUUCAGGCAAAAAUGUUAGAGGUGCGCAGGAAGCUGGAUGACACCACAGCCGCCAUGCAGGAGCUCGGCCGUGAGAACCAGUCUUUACAGAUUAAACAGUCACAAUCCCUAACACGGAAGUGGACGGAAGAUCAUGAAGUACAAAACUGUAUGGCCUGUGGGAAAGGCUUCUCUGUCACUGUCAGAAGGCACCAUUGUCGACACUGCGGUAACAUCUUCUGCGCGGAGUGCUCUGCACAUAACGCCAUGACACCCUCUUCCAAAAAGCCUGUUCGAGUGUGCGAUACUUGCUUUGAGGAAUUGCACGGCUGAUGGCUCAUCUGCAGUCCUCUCUGCCCUUCCCAUCAUGACCUCACCCCAGAACGGAUGGGCGCGUGAUGAGAAAGGUCGGGGUGAGGACAGGACACAGGACUGCAAGAGCCACUGACUAACAGUGGCCAUGUUAUCCAGCCAAUCGGAGGAAGGGAACACUAAACUAGACUGAUCAGAGAGCCUGUCCUCAUCUGUACAGUGCCUUUGACCUCUUCACACACACACACACACACACACACACACACACACAGAGGAAUCAAAAGGGAUGGGCUGGACCGACCGAAGCAACGGGCCCUUUUUUUUGUUGUGUAGUUUGCAAAUAUAUAACAGAUGGAGGUUCUAUCAAAACUUUAUUAAGGUUAUGUGCUAUAGUACUGCUGAUGUCUGUUUCUGCAAAAUUGAAGUUAUGUUUUAAAGCAAAAGUAUUGAGUGGGGGCAGAUGAAAUGCCAAUUGAAAACAAUGGUCAAGCGUCUAUUGUAAGAUCUCAUUGUAUUUUGAGAAUCUGAAUAGAACCAAAGCUCUCUACCGGAUCCUUUGAUAUGUUAUUUGUAAAGUAAAUGUACAGGCAAAGGCAUACGCGUAUGUGCAUAAUUCAAAUAAUAUUUACAUUUCGUGGGCGGUAACAUUUGUCAGUCAAUGUGGGCAUGUUUUACGUACGGUAUGGGGCUCUAAUGAACUGUACAUGCUGUGCUGCUCAGAUGUCUAUUUAAACAAAACACUUGGGUGUUUUUACAUUCAUCACUAAUAGAAGUAUUUGUUUGAUUGUUUUUGCUCAUUUAUGCGGGAAAACUUUGUCUUUAUUUUGUUUGUUUUUUAAUCCAUUGUACAUGUCAGAUGUAAGUAACCUGCUUUUUGAGCAAUAAUUGUGCUUUGGAUGUGGUGGUGUGUGCCAUCAUAUUGAAAAUGAAUGACAGACUGUCGUGUUUAAAAUUUCACCUACAACAAGCAGAAUUUAUUUUUAGCCGAAUUUGAUCCCAAGUGAGCGGACUGUGAUACUAACUGCUGUAAAGUGUUUGUGGAUGUUUUGAUGGUCGAUUGAUGGCACUGUUAGUUUUCUGUCCAUGUGAUUCUGAGGUAUUGAUUAUUGUAUAUUGAGAGGCAUAAUGAAUUUGUUUCUUAAAAUCUGGACCGUGCCGUGUCUCGGGAUGUUAUGGGUGCUUCAUCACCAGCUCAGUCAAGUCACAUAACUUCAGCAAAUGUACUUCUUGUAAUAGUUUGAUGCCCCUUUAAUAUUCAUUGUAUCACAGAUGCUGCCACUCAGUGCCAUAUAACUGGUGCCCUCACUACAGAACCAUAUACUUGAUGACAUCACUUUCUUCUUCUUUAACCAUUAACUACGCUGUAAUUAUAAGCAAUGCGUUUUUAGCACGUUCAGGUUGUGCAAUUUGCAAAAUGUACUUUGUGACCGUAUGCAAAAUGUAUCACUUAUAACGUAAGUUUUUGGAAAAACACUACACGCUAACAGUAUCUGUUAUGUGGUUUGUCACGCAUUAUCUAUUGAGUGACUCACGGUUGACCAUUCCCUCAACAGCAGCAUGACAUUCAUAUUGUAGUAGUGGUAAUGUAGGUGUGCCUUAUGUCUCUGUCAUCUUUGCACUUUUUGCAGAAGUUUCCCAACAGGCAAAACCUGAUCAGAUACAUGUUGAUUUAUCAUUUUUCUACAUAUGUGUAAUGCGGAAGCAUUGUCAGAGAUUGAUCUUUAAAUUAAAUUUCAGAUCUAAAAUAGAAUAACGUGACAUAUCUCUGAAACGUCACACAUUUAAGAUGAUUUUAAGGUGAAUUACCUUGCCAGAAUUGCCAUGCGCUCAUCUAAACAACUCUCAUUAUGGGAACAAGUGCACUACUUGGUUACCAUAACUGAUGUUAUGCCAGAGAAAAAAAUGUUCAGAGCUAUUAUAUGUGUUUUCUAAUUUUUCAUCGAGUAAAUAAUAAACUAGUUGUUUCUAUUUUCA